GAAUACAGGGAUGUUACAACCGUUUAUUGCUACAAUAGCUGUUCUCCUGGGAUUUUGCUAUCAAAACGCGGUUAGUCAGUUGGACAGGAGCGUGCCAAGCUAUCGGAUUGUUCACAUCGAUGAUUUGGUGAGUAAUCCGACGACUGGUAAAGAACACAAACGUUUCGGAAGCAUUGAAGAUGAUAGCGAAUUUACACAGUUCGCUGUCCAUUUUGAAAGGGACAGUAUAUUCCUGGGAUCCAACAAAUCUGUGCUGCGCCUGUCACUCGACGAGUUCCACAAAGUUGAUCAGGUGAUUUGGUCCUUAUCCCAGAAGUAUGGGGAAUCGUGCAGUUCAGUAAACGGAAGUAAAAUUGGCUGUCAGUUCUCAUCGGUUUCCCUCCUGGUUCCCCUCGAUGAUGUCUUUUUCACCGCAAACUCAAAAGCCUUUCGAAGUGGACUGUACGCUUGUCUGACAGACGGCACAUCUUCCGAAUGUACGCUUCGUCAAGCUGCUGAUUUGCGUGGACCACCAAAAACACACUGGAAAGAUUUGGCGCACCGUCCUGUCACCGACUACUCUCAAGUGGUGGGGCUCGUCACCAGUAACCGGUAUCUAUACGUAGCAACCCGGUUUGGCAAUAACAGUGGUUCGAAGAACGUUAUUAUGCGGAUAGCCGCAGAAUCAGAAACUUCAUUGAAAGCAUCAGGCCCGAAGAUGAUCGAAACUCCUGUUGGCUCCAACUGGAUUAUGCAGGAUGAACGAACAGUCUUUGUUGGAGCCUUCGAGUUUCACAACGCCGUCUACUUUAUCUUCCGCGAAACCGCUCAUGAAGCACUUGAAAGUUGUCAAAGCCAAUCUGAUAAUGGUGGACCGCGGAAGAAAUUGGAGAGUUUCACAAAAGCUACUCUCGUUUGUCCCAGUGAGAACAAUGCAGACGGAGAGUCGACAGCCUUCAUUUUCAAUGAGGUUCAAUCGGUACAGGUCGAUCAAGGCACCAAGACACUGUUUGCGGCUUUCACAACUUCAAGUUCCAUCCCUCCAGGUUCCGUGGUGUGUGCCUACCGCCUUACCGACAUCGAAGACGCCUUCAGAGGGCCGCUUCACUUGGCGAAUGGACAAGCGACCAAAUUCGAAAGUUCGGGUGAUUGCACCCGACCAAACAUGAAUGUGUUCUCCGCGCACCGUUUGAUGUAUCGCGUCAUUAAACCACGACAAGGAUAUGCCAUACUGAGGAAAGAUGGAGUGCGAUGGUCUCGUUUGGUGGUUGACUGGGCACCACAUACGCCAAAAACGGAUAACAACUUAGUACUCUUCACAAUGGACACCAAAGGUAUCCUAUCAAAGUGGCACGUAUUCAAGGGUGAAAGUUGCCUGAUUGAGCAAAUUCACUUUCAGCUUCGGUCAAAACCUAUGGAUGCUCUACACAUCGUGGGAAUGGCAAUUUGGCCAGCCAACAAGAACAGUAAAUCCUCCAGCUCGGGCGCAUUAAUUGUGGUGACCAAGUCGGACGUAUUUCGUUUACCAGUCUCGCGUUGUGGACUAGUUGGGCACCUUCGAGAAAUUUGCGAGACCAUACAAGAUCCAUACUGCGGAUGGAAUAUGCAAACCGAAAGGUGCGAGGGGUUGACGACACGAACAGAGCACACCAAACAUGUGAUCAGAUUCGAUAUCUGUGCACCAGACUUGAAAAAGGACCCGAAAUUCUCAAUCGACGGACAAUGGGGAGCGUGGAGUGCAUGGUCUGCUUGCAGUAUGUCUGGACUGACCGGAGAGAAGGAAGGUUGGAUUUCUGAACACAGAAAUUCACAGCAAGCACAAGCUGUGGCGCGUUCAUUGGAACUUCAUGGAUGUCAGUGCAGAUAUCGACUUUGCUCCGCUCCUUAUCCAUUUGGCCAACAGGGUAAGAAAUGCAUGGAGGGACCAGCAGCACAAACAACAAACUGUUCAAUUUCGGGUGGAUGGACAUCCUGGAGUUCCUGGUCUGGAUGCGAACCGGCUUGCAGACCUGCAGGAACUUCUGCUCUCCAAGAAGACAUCUUUGUUCCCGCACGGACUAGGCAACGCUGGUGCUUGAACCCAGCCCCUCUCGGUCCGCAAGGAGAACAGUGCGUUGGAGCAGGCAAGGAAUCUCAACCUUGCAUUGGUCCGCUGCCGAUGUGUCCAGAACAAAAUCUUCCAACUCCCAGUUGGUCACAAUGGUCCGAGUGGUCCGAUUGUUCGACCUCUUGUAAUGGUGGGCGAAGAAUCCGAUGGCGCCAGUGUGGUCGAGAGGAAAUGAAAAGUGCCCCACCAAAACUGGAUAAAUCGACCUACAAAAAGAUUAUUAGGGCAUCGCUGGACAAGACAUUGUGCCUUGGGGAAGCUUUUGAAGAGCAAGAAUGUAAUACACAACCUUGCCCGGUGAACAAGGUGACCUCGGCUUGGACCACUUGGUAUGUAGCUGAAGGCGACAAGGCCGCGGGAACUUUGGAACGAUGCUACCGAGUGGAAUGUGUGGCAAACGUCCCAGAAGUAGACAAGCUGCAUGCAACUAUGCAGGUGCAAAAUGGUGAAUGCGAAAUUGAUGCGAACGGAGUGUUGGUCUGUCAGGAGCCGACGACCGGUUCAGCCAAAGAAACUGUCGGUAGCGAAUCGUGGCUGGAGGCGAAUCUGGAAAAUCGUUGGUCCGUAUGGACUGUGUGCAGCAGACCGUGCGGGGGUGGAACGCGAUUUCGAUGGCGUCCGAGAAAAACCAAAGGAACGACAACGACAAAAGGGAAACAAAGUCAAAACUCUGAGGUGGACAAACAGGAAGAAGCAUGCAACACACACUCCUGCCCAGGUCACUGGAGUUGCUGGACCCAGUGGAGUGCAUGCACAGAACCACCGUGCUCAGAAAACCGUGGGGAACAGCGCCGGUACAGGAGUUGUCUAAUUCCCAGCUCGUUGACUCUUCCGUUCGGUGAAUCACCAGAUAUAAACCUGUGCAGUGGUGGCGAGGAACACAGCGUGCAAUCUCGGCCAUGUGAGGUUACCGUGGAGGAUGUUCAAUGUCGAAAUACCGCUGUCAAUGUGAUGCUGAAAUCCAAACGAAUGAUGCCGCUCGACGGAAACACAUCGGAAUCAACGAGUGCGUACAAUCGGAAAGCAGACGUCACACCUUGGGCCGCUUGGUCAGACUGCUUUCGGCCAUCAGGACUGGAUUACGAUGUUCGAGUCAGAGCCCGCGAGAAGUGCCUGGAUUGUGAAGUUGUACAAGCUAAACGUUGUGACAGCGAUCAAUUUGUACCCGUGGCGGAAAUCUUGGCCGCCGACAACACGAUUCACAGUCCCGGUCAAAAGUCAGCGCAGCCGGUGAAAAACUACACACUUACACAUGCCAUUGUGGUUGCAGUUUUUGGCGCUCUGUUGGGAGUGACUGUCGUUUUAGUACCAUAUCUGAUCUAUACAAUGACAGAACGCAAACAAAGAGAACACAGAGACAGAGCGGACCGAUCUCAACUGUGGCAAAAACUCGUGAAAGAUAAGUACCAUUCUGAUCGGAGUUUACCGUACAUUUGGGUUGGUGAGACCGACGAAGAUGGUAAGGGAAACAGAAAGCGAUUCAGUAAGAAACGGAUACCGAGUCACAGCGAAACGAUCACAAAAACUCGAUCGAAAUGGAAUCCAGUGGAGUCGGGUGGGAUGUCCGAUACACUACAGAACCAAGCAGCAUUAUCUAGACGUCCAUUUCCACAUGCAAGUCUUACUCGCAUUCAGGCUUUGCAUAACGACCACAGGACGAGACCUCCAAUUGAAAUACCCUCUGAAGAAGAGCAUAGGAGAGAUACGGGGCCCGAAAACGGCCAUGACGGAAUUUCGCUAUUUCCAAAUUAUGAAUCAGCAUCGCCAAGAGUACAAACAGGAACGAGUAACGGAACGAAGCCCUAUGGAGGGUCAUCAAGAAGCCUACAUUCACAAGCACUGAGCAAAAGCCAAAUAGAUGGAAAGCCGGACCCGGCGAUAAUCUACGCUUCAGCCCCGUGUCACUGAUGCCAAAAUCCCGAACAUGACUGUUUUCGUUGUUACAAUUCACCGCUGGUAAAACAGUAGCACAAUAUUAACACAGUUGGCUGGGAAAGUGUUCCCAUAUUCCGACUCAACGAUCUAUUCCAGCAGGAAGGAUACGCUGUGUUCACAGAUUUGAAAAAUCAACUAAUUGAGUUGAAAAAUGUCAACCUCACAAAACAACCAUAUAUUCAAAUGUGACGGGAAAAAGAGGAAUUGAAUGUAAUUGUUCCCAGGUACAUCUGGUUAUAAGACAUUCGCAGGUGGAUUAUACUGAAAACCAACCCUUUAAAUUCCAAAUUAAAUCAAUUUAUCAAAUGCUUUAUACGAGGAACGCAUUAAAGGCACGAGAUUGUUCUCGUCUGGUGGUUUAUUCUUGUCCUAUCACAAAUUUGACAUUCACUUACUAUUGUAUUUUUUGCCGUACGCGUGGUUGAGUACAGCCUCAGGACCGUUGUUUCUUUUGUCCCAGCCGCAUUGAGUUUUCUGCUGA
This is a messenger RNA of Opisthorchis viverrini, 4502 nucleotides long. RefSeq lists its product as hypothetical. Gene Ontology annotation, biological process: axon guidance; neural crest cell migration; positive regulation of cell migration. Bases 11 to 3994 code for a protein of 1327 amino acids. Gene Ontology annotation, molecular function: semaphorin receptor binding; chemorepellent activity. NCBI's taxonomy places the organism in Eukaryota, Metazoa, Platyhelminthes, Trematoda, Opisthorchiida, Opisthorchiidae. The transcript has 17 exons. The record is from RefSeq and is a predicted model, not a curated record.